CAGCAGCCGCCGCCCGCAGCCCGCGCCGGCUCAGCGCAGUGUCCUCGCUCUCGUGCCCGCAGGUGCCUCCUCCUGGACGGCGGCAGCGGCGGCGCGGGGACCCGGUGGGCAGCAGAGCGAUGGGACCCCUUCGAGAGACCAAGAAGGAGCAGAGAGUGCAGCAUCAUGAGAAGGAGAUUACCCGAAGCCGAAUUCCCCGUUUGAUUCUUCGGCCCCAUCUGCCCCAGCAACAGCACAAAGUGUCCCCAGCUUCUGAGUCUCCCUUCUCUGAGGAAGAGAGCAGAGAGUUCAAUGCCAGCAGCUCUGGGCGCUCAGCGAGGACCAUAAGCAGCAACAGCUUCUGCUCAGAUGACACAGGCUGUCCUAGCAGCCAAUCGGUGUCUCCCGUAAAGACGCCCUCUGAUACUGGAAACAGCCCUGUUGGCUUUUGCCCUGGAAGUGAUGAAGACUUUUCCAGAAAGAAAUGCACAGUUGGAAUGGUUGGUGAAGGAAGCGUCCAGUCAUCUCGAUAUAAGAAGGAACCAAAGUCAGGCCUUGUAAAGCCAGGUAGUGAAGCGGAUUUUAGCUCCUCGAGCAGCACGGGCAGCAUUUCGGCCCCUGAGGUCCAUAUGUCUGCGGCGGGAAGCAAGCGGUCCUCUUUUUCACGCAACCGAGGUCCCCAUGGGCGGAGUAAUGGAGCUUCGUCAUACAAGUCUGGCAACAGCCCACCCUCCCCACGGGAGAAGGACUUUCUGUCCAUGCUGUGCAGGAAUCAGCUGAGUCCCGUUAACAUCCAUCCCAGUUACGCGCCUUCCUCCCCAAGUAGUAGCAACUCCGGCUCCUACAAAGGAAGCGACGGCAGCCCAGUCAUGAGGCGCUCUGGAAGGUACAUGUCCUGUGGUGAAAAUCAUGGUGUCAAGCCCCCAAAUCCAGAGCAAUAUUUGACUCCUCUGCAGCAGAAAGAGGUCACAGUGAGGCACCUGAAGACCAAGCUGAAGGAAUCUGAGCGCCGACUUUAUGAAAGGGAAAGCGAGAUCGUGGAGCUCAAGUCCCAGCUGGCCCGCAUGAGGGAAGACUGGAUUGAGGAAGAGUGCCACCGCGUGGAAGCCCAGCUGGCCCUGAAGGAAGCCAGGAAAGAGAUCAAACAGCUCCGACAGGUCAUCGAAACGAUGCGGAGCAGCUUGGCUGAUAAAGAUAAAGGCAUUCAGAAGUACUUUGUGGACAUAAACAUCCAAAACAAGAAGUUGGAGUCCCUGCUUCAGAGCAUGGAGAUGGCGCACAGCGGCGCUCUGAGGGAUGAACUGUGCCUGGACUUCCCGUGCGAUUCCCCGGAGAAGAGCUUACCCCCCAGCACCCCUUUCGGCAAGAUGGCGGAUGGGCUGUCUCUGGAGGCGCAGGGCAUGGAGGAGGGGGCUGGCAGCGAGCUGCUGGUGGGAGAUGGUAUGGCCGACGGCACGGAUCUGUUUGAUGGCAUGGUGACGACCGCCGCCGCCGCCGCCGCCACCACUGAGGCCCCCGACCUGGAGCUUCUUCGAUCAGCCCCCGGGGCCCAGGCCCUCGGGCUCCUCCCCCUGGCCGGGGCCCAGGAAGAGGCCCGAGCGCUGGUGGAGCGGGCCGUGCAGACCGACGUGGUGCCCUACAGCCCUGCGGUCUCGGAGCUCAUUCGGCAUGUGCUCAAGCUCCAGGACCCCUGUCCCUCGGGCUCAGCCUCUCCUGAUGAGUCCGGGGCUGACUCGACACAAAGCUUCCCCGAGUCCAUCUCCGCAUUCCUGGUUGAUCUAACGCCAAGAAAUCCCAACUCCGCCAUCCUUUUGUCUCCCGGGGAGACGCCGUCCGCCGCGGUGGGUACGGAAGCCCCUGCAAACCGCCUCAUGAGAGAGCUGGAUUUUGCAGGCUCCACGGAGGAGAGACUGGACGGCGUCCGCCCGCUGCCCCCGGGGGCCGUCGGGAGGCAGUACUGGAGCAGCAGCUUCCUGGUGGAUCUCCUGGCCGUGGCUGCCCCGGUGGUGCCCACGGUUCUGUGGGCAUUCAGUACUCAGAGAGGGGCGACCGAUCCCGUCUACAACAUCGGAGCGCUGCUGCGGGGCUGCUGUGUGGUCGCCCUGCAUUCGCUCCGCCGCAGCGCCUCCCACGGCAACACCUGAAGACAAGUUGUCCCGUGGGGCGUGCUGCCCGGCGGGGAGACAGCGGGUCGACCUGGGGCGGUCUCUAGUCUGUCGUUUUGCUCCUCGGUAUUUGAUUUGCACUAUAUUUAGUUGACACCUGUUCACUGUUUAAAACCGGAGGUAUCUUCAAAGGCAUGGAGACGUGGUUCAAGUUAAAUGUCCCACCAGUGGUAGAGAAAGCAUGCUCCUGACCCUGCCGUGUCGUCCGAGGUACCCGUGCUUAUCCUAGUGGUUCAGGAAGAGAAAAUGCAGAGUUUGCACUUUCAAGACAGCUUCUGUAAGGCUGGCAUGUUAGCUCCUUGCUUUGCUUUGUGCCCUUUUAAAAUGUGUAAUUGUUACAGCAUUCCAGUGGUCUUGUGCACAGCAGGGGACUGUAACCAAAAAUAAAACUGUAUUCGUGUAAUUGGUUUGAA
This is a messenger RNA of Neomonachus schauinslandi (Hawaiian monk seal), 2557 nucleotides long. It is a transcript of the gene SYBU, whose product is annotated as syntabulin. Gene Ontology annotation, biological process: axonal transport of mitochondrion; synapse maturation. Gene Ontology annotation, cellular component: vesicle; cytoplasmic microtubule. The transcript has 7 exons. The coding region runs from base 120 to 2123 and encodes 667 amino acids. Lineage: Eukaryota; Metazoa; Chordata; Mammalia; Carnivora; Phocidae. The record is from RefSeq and is a predicted model, not a curated record.